Messenger RNA from Diutina rugosa, 1263 nucleotides. RefSeq names its product mismatch repair protein (gene MLH3). Gene Ontology annotation, biological process: mismatch repair. The record is from RefSeq and is a predicted model, not a curated record. The transcript has a single exon. NCBI's taxonomy places the organism in Eukaryota, Fungi, Ascomycota, Pichiomycetes, Serinales, Debaryomycetaceae. Gene Ontology annotation, molecular function: ATP hydrolysis activity; ATP-dependent DNA damage sensor activity; ATP binding. Bases 1 to 1263 code for a protein of 420 amino acids. Gene Ontology annotation, cellular component: mismatch repair complex.
AUGAUUAAGACGCUCGAUGGGGAUACCGUCCGCCGCUUGGGCAAUACCGCGUCGACGUUGGCCGAGUUAGCAGCGCAGGCGGUGCUUUCCAGUGGAGACCGGGGCGAGAUUGCUAUCGACUUCGACGAGAUCGUUGUCAGCCACGACGAUGAGAGGCUCAGUUUUGAUGACUACCCGAUAAGAAAGGCUCGGGAACAACAAAAGGAUCAACAACAACACCUUAAAGAACUAAGAGAUUUGCUUAUAGAGGUGACACCGUUGGGACGGCGGUACCAGAUCGUAUCGGGUGAUACCGUAUAUUUUGACGUUGAUAGUACCACUGAAUUGUCUCUAUUUCGACUGGUAUAUGGAGAUUUUGAUAUGACACCCGUCGAAGCUUCCUACAAGGCAACUACAGUGCGAGGGUGGCUAUGGGAUAAGCCGAAACGGUACCUAUAUCUUAAUGACUCACCAAAACUACCACCAACCAAAUACAAGUACAACUUUGUGCUUUUCAUUGAAGGCACUGACGACUGGGGAAUCCUUCUCGACCAGAUGUUUGGGCUUAUGAGUCCAGCUCGACGCCCCAUGGCUCGUCAGAGCCCGCGAAAGAGAAGCCAAUCUCCGGCACUAGCCCCAGCCAAGAAGAUCACAAGUCAGGACCUACAAUCAAUCAAAGUGAUCAAACAAGUGAAGGAGCGCUUCAUAUUGGCUCGCCUCGAAACUAAUGGGGAGGUAAUCAUGUUUGAUCAACACGCCGCCGAUGAACGCGCGAGACUUGAACAUUUAUUGGCAGUUGUUGAUCUGACGUCUGUUGAUAUGGAUAAAGUGGUAGCGGUCCCGUUUCUGCACCGUUUAGCAUCUAAUCUUGCCCAGUUUGGCUUUACCAUAGAGUCAGCUGAUGAUGGCAAUACUAAAGUGGUGGCGAUCCCCGAAUUACUUGAAGGGAUAACCGAUGAGCAACUUAAGAAGGCGCUUAGUGAUCAUCUACAGGCUCUACUACUGCACGAUAAACCCUGGAUCCUACACGAUAGAUUCCAUUACCAAAGCUACCCCGAGGUGGUGCUUCAAACCGCUUACUCAGUAGCGUGUAAAAGUGCAAUCAAGUUUGGCGAUAAGCUUUCUCAGAAAGAUAUGACGCAAUUGUUAUCAGAACUAAAACAGUGUCGUGAUCCUUUCCAUUGUGCCCAUGGCCGGCCCACCAUGGUGACUCUAGACACAUCGUUAAUGAGAAACCGAUCUCCCAUUGACAAGGACUACCUAGAAAAGACACCAGAACGCUAA